UAGUAAACAUUCGAACCUAUGACGAUGGAACAACUUUAGUCCACAUAAUACGAUAUGGUAUACAAACAGCCGAUUGUUCAAGAAUAAAUGGAAUUAGUUUAGAACCGAUAUUACGUAUAAGAGUUAUUCAAUUAGACGGAACCGUUAUCGAAAUUAAUGCCAAUUUAGAUAUAGAUUCUUUGAACUAUUGCCUUUUUAAAAAUAUGCAAGGAUUUUUAGUGAAUACUAUUGAAAUAUUCCCCUUGCAACAACCAUUUAUCCUUGUAAAUUAUUAUAAAACUAACAAUACUUCUGACCUUAAAACUUAUGAGGAAUGGGGACAGGUCAUUGAUUGGAGCGGUAAGAGUCUAAGUGCCAUACCUUAUGGCCCGCCUUAUGUUAAUCUUCAAGGUUAUUCGGUUUCAGAAAGUAAAAUUCAGUUAAACGUAAACGAGAAGCUCGGAUUUCUUAGAUAUGCUGUUAUAAACAAUGGAACAUCAAAUUGGAUCGAAUGGCAGCAAUAUUUAGU
This is a messenger RNA of Racocetra persica, 508 nucleotides long. The record is from the annotation of a GenBank genome assembly. Lineage: Eukaryota; Fungi; Glomeromycota; Glomeromycetes; Diversisporales; Gigasporaceae.